Panicum hallii is the source of this 1593-nucleotide messenger RNA. Its product is annotated as cysteine-rich receptor-like protein kinase 5. NCBI's taxonomy places the organism in Eukaryota, Viridiplantae, Streptophyta, Magnoliopsida, Poales, Poaceae. Gene Ontology annotation, molecular function: ATP binding; protein kinase activity. Bases 256 to 1203 code for a protein of 315 amino acids. Gene Ontology annotation, biological process: protein phosphorylation. The record is from RefSeq and is a predicted model, not a curated record. The transcript is spliced from 7 exons.
GUUCACUUGCACUUCGUCCACUCCUACCCAGUUGACUUCUUACCUACCACUACCAGCGCGCCUCUGCUGCUGCCUCGCGCGCAUGUCCGCGCGUCUACUUCAAUCUCUCCUCUAACCAGUGAGCUGAGCUCGAUCUAUCUGUCUCAUCAAGGAUCCCCUAGACCACAGCGCAGCAGUUCUUCGGAUCUUCGGCCGUGCCUUGCCUGCGCCUCCCUUGUCAGUAGCAAAAAUUACAGGACACGACGGCACAUAAAUAUGGAUUCAGAGGAUGAGAUACCAUUUCAAAUCUUGCGAGAAAUCACGGAUGGUUUCUCCAAGGAGAGGAAACUUGGUCAAGGAGCAUUUGGAGUUGUUUACAAGGGAGUGACUAAAAACGGAGAUGAUGUUGCUGUGAAGAGGCUUCUGAUCAAUUCCAGUCUAGACUUUAAGCAUCAGUUAAAAAAUGAGCUCUAUAACCUCAGGAAACUUAAUCAUCCGAACAUUGUACACGUUCUGGGCUAUUGUUUUGAAACAGAGCAAAAACCAUUUAUCAUGGAAGAUGGAAGUAAGGUGUUUGUUGAUGAGACACAAGGAGCGCUAUGCUUGGAAUAUAUGCACAAUGGCAGCCUUCAACGACUUCUUUCUGAUGAGUUUUCUGGACUUGAAUGGCACACACGGUUCAAAAUAAUCAAGGGGACUUGUGAGGGUCUAAAGUAUAUUCAUGAGCUGGAAGAACCUAUUUACCACUUGGACCUAAAACCUGACAACAUAUUGCUAGAUAUGGACAUGGUGCCAAAGAUUGCAGAUUUUGGUUUGUCCAGGAUCAUUCAUAAUAAAGAACCAACGCGAAUCACACAAAAUCCGUAUGGAACACAAGGGUAUCAGCCACGAGAAUACAUCGACAGUGGUGAAAUAUCAGGAAAAUUUGACAUAUUUAGCUUGGGUGUCAUAAUGAUAAGGGUUGUGUCAGGACCCAAGGGCUACCCCAAAUGUCUAGAUAUGUCUUUGGACGAGUUUGUUGAUCAAGUCCAAAGGAACUGGAGGAACAGGUUGCAGGCGACAUACAGUAGUGGUUCCUUGGUUGAAGCAUAUUGCCACCAAGUAAAGACAUGCAUUCAAUUAGCAUGGUUAUGUGUGGAGGAAGACAGCAAAAAAAGGCCCAACAUAGGGAAGAUCACUGAGAAGCUGAAUGAGAUUGAAACUGCCAUUGGCGAGAUAAUAUAGGGAUUUUCAUUGGGUCCAUGGAGGAUCAUCAGGACUUCAGGAGCGAGGAGAUUAUAAACUGUUUGCAAGGGCCGGCCCGGCUCCUUCUCAAAAAUCUCUCUGCCUUUGUUGGUAUUCACUUCUGUCGUCUCCCCCUGCUCCGGUCAUUGUACUCGCGGGUUACCCUGCAGAGGUGGUAACGGAUUAUGGCUUUAGUGCUCUUUUCAUAAUCCAACUUGAUCCUUAUAUAUUUUUCUAAUUUAAAAUUGUAUAAGAUAAGAAUCUGAUCAUUUUAGAGACCGGCCCUGCCUUUACUGUGACACCCUAGGUGUCAAAUAGAUCAAACCAAUUGAAAUAAUGUUUGGUGUGUGUGUGAAAUUGUGUGGAAAUCUAGCAAAGUUAUGAAAGUAA